Erythranthe guttata (spotted monkey flower) is the source of this 1484-nucleotide messenger RNA. RefSeq names its product 2-methylene-furan-3-one reductase. The record is from RefSeq and is a predicted model, not a curated record. Gene Ontology annotation, molecular function: zinc ion binding; oxidoreductase activity, acting on the CH-CH group of donors, NAD or NADP as acceptor. Lineage: Eukaryota; Viridiplantae; Streptophyta; Magnoliopsida; Lamiales; Phrymaceae.
UGACAAUAUUGUGAACAUACUCAUUUUAUUUUCCUUAAUUAUCUUUUGAACAACUAAAGUAUAGUACUAUUAAGGAAAAAUAAGUAAUGUCUAGAUGCAUUGAAUGUGCAAUAAAAAGUGGAAAUAAUUUAACUUAUCCUAACAAUCAUCAACACACCAAAUAUUUAACGAAUAAACCCCUUUAAUUAUGGGUAAUUCAACAGUAACCCCAAUUAUUUAAAUCAGGUGAUGUAACGUCAUUAAAAGAAGCUUUUGUGAGUGGCGCUAAUGGCGGAGUCAAUCCACCAUUCUAUAAAUCGCUCGAAAUAUGAACGAAUCAUCUUUUACGUCAGUGCAUCAACAAUUCCUUUGUAUUGAAAAAAAGAAAAAAGAAAAAAUGAAGGCGUGGCGUUACAGCGAGUACGGCGGCGUUGAGGUGUUGAAACUCGAAUCCGACGUUCCAUUGCCGGAGCCGGCGGACGAUCAGGUCCUGAUUAAGGUUUUCGCCGCCGCUCUUAACCCUAUCGAUUACAAGAGGAGGCUAGGGUUUUUCAAGUCCACCGAUUCGCCUCUUCCUAUAGUUCCGGGGUAUGACGUGGCAGGGGUGGUGGUUAAAGUAGGGGGUGAAGUGAAGCAGCUGAAAGUAGGAGAUGAAGUGUACGGAGAUAUAAUUGAGAAAGCAUUUGAUGGGCCGAAACAAAUCGGUACAUUAGCCGAGUACACGGUUGCAGACGAGAAAUUAUUGGCGUUAAAGCCGAAGAAUCUCGAUUUCGGACAAGCCGCGUCGAUUCCCAUGGCGAUUGAGACGGCCUACGAAGGUCUCGAAAGGGCUCGUUUUUCCGAUGGGAAAUCCAUUCUUGUUCUUGGUGGUGCCGGUGGCGUUGGAUCCUUCGUUAUUCAGCUUGCGAAGCACGUGUUUGGUGCUUCGAAAGUUGCUGCGACUUCAAGCACGGCGAAAUUGGAACUUCUUGAAAAGUUGGGGGCCGAUUUACCUAUCGACUACACUAAGGAAAACUUUGAAGACCUGCCUGAGAAAUUUGAUGUAGUUUAUGAUGCUGUUGGGCAAAAUGAUAGGGCAGUGAAGGUGGUGAAAGAAAGUGGUAGUGUAGUAUCCGUUAUUCCGGGCCCGCCCGUUGACCGGCCCGCUUUCCAUUUUGUGCUGACUUCGAGCGGAGAGUAUUUAAAGAAGUUGAAUCCGUAUUUGGAGAGUGGAAAAGUGAAGCCAUUGAUCGAUCCUAAGGGACAGUUUCCUUUCGAUAAGGUUAAGGAAGCUUUCUCGUAUCUCGAGACUAAUCGAGCUUCCGGGAAGGUCGUCGUAUAUCCGAUUCCUUAAAAACUUCUAAAACUGAAACCGCAAGUGUUUGUCUCGUGGAGUGUUUUUCAGCGAAUAAAUGUCGAAUUUCUUCUUUUAAAUAGUCGUUUUCAAGUAUUUUGUUGUCAUAUGUGAAGUGAUUUUCGGGUGUUGCAUUUUCUAUGGUUAAAUUGUUCGAGAGUUAAUAGCAAAA